AUUUUUUAAUUGUUUUUUAAUUUUACUGUUCACCCGAGCUCGUUUGGGCCGAGAAACUCCACUUCCCGGGAACUUUUUUUGUUUUUGAGGAUCACUUCCCAGGGACUGAGCAGUCUUAUCCCAUCAAUGGGCCUGACAGAAACUCGUAGGCUUUUAAGACCAGGGGCAUUUUCUAUAGUUUCCUCUCGGGCUUGACAGGACACCGGCCCAGGCUUCCGCCACUCCGUCCAACCCCCGUCUCUUCCUCCUCCUUUCUCCUUCUCCAGCAAGCUUCGUUCUUCUCGGCGACGGAGAGGAGAAAACCAGUUACAUCUACGACCUCGGUUCCGGAGGUAAACCCAGGUCUUCCUUCUCCAUCCUCCAACUCCAAGGGGAAAAGAGCAGAGUAGCCUCCUUUUUCUUUACCACUCGCAUUACUAGUUUCCGUCUCGAUUCUUGUGUUGUCGCAAUCGAUUUUCUCCGGGAUGUUCACACGAACGAUUCUUCCCCGACGACCCUGAAUAAUCUGUCUUGGCCUCAGUUAAUGAAUAGCUGCGAGGUUCUACUGCGCUGUUGAGUUUGCGAUCUGACUUGGCCUCAGUUCAUGAAUAAUCUCGGCAUUUAUUCGGAUUUGCUUUUGUUUUCCAUCACAACUCGUAGUCAAGUCGAUUUGUACUCCCAAGUGUUUGCGUCCUGUGGACGGGUAGAAGAUAUGUAAAUCGUACCAGCUGUUCGGCCUCGUCCUCGCCUGCUACUACAGGCCGACCCCCAAGAAGGAGAAGAGCUCUCGCGAAAAUCGCGAGUUGCAGAGAUGAGAACCAUGAAAAGCAAGAUCCCGAAUAAGAAAACAGCCAGAUUUCGAUUCGGAUGCAAACUUAGCACAAUGCCCGCUUCAAGCCAUCCAGGCCAAAAUGGGUUCAGCUGAGGAUGAGUUCACCCCACUGUCUCAGUUAAAGUAUGGAAUGGACAAGUGUAAAGUGCGGGUGCGCAUCUCGCGGCUGUGGGAGUCCUUCAAUCCAAAAAAUGACACUUUGUUCGGCCUUGACUGCCUUCUGAUCGACGAUCAGGGUAAAACUAUGCAGGCGCGUGUAGAACCCGGCGAUAUAGAGCGGUUUGAACAUAGGCUAGUUGAACAUAGUCUUGUCAGAUUUUCAUGUUGAUGUGCAGAGGUGUCAUGUAGCAAUGAGUGGACUAUGUACAUUAGAAGGCAGACCGUGGUCACUGAGAUAGAAGGAGAUAUUGAUUCGAUUCCCCUCUACAGCUUUGAGUUUGUUAAUUUUAAGGAUCUCCGUUCUAGGUGUGGCGACAACAGCUUAUUGACAGAUGUUCUGGGACACGUAGUAGGUGUCGGGGAGCUACAGGAGGUCACAAAAAGAUCCCGCGUUAUAGAAAUUUGCAAUGCAAGCAUUCGGGACUUGAGAGGAAAGGUACUGGGUGUCACACUGUAUGGUGAUAUUGCUUCUGGUUUUGCUGAGGAUAUGGCCGAGAAAGGCAAAGACGCCUCAGUUGUUGCUGUCUUUGCAGGGAUAUCUGUUGAUUCCUCAUCAUCGGUUUGCUCUACAACGUCUUCAGAGUACUAUCUGGAUUUGGAAAUACCAGCGGUGCAAGAAUUCCAUGCGAAUUUGCGCAUUCAGCAAGCAAACCCUGUUCCGAAGAAAACACCAGCUCAGAAGUUAGAGAGUUGGCGAACAAUCAAACAGCUAAAGAGCCUUGAUCCGGAAGAGUAUGACGAGGAUACCACGUUUUUGUGCAGAGUCUCCCUGAUAGACAUAGAUUGCAGCAAUGGCUGGUGCUACCUUGGAUGCGACACCUGCCAGAAGUCCAUGUACGGGGCCCCAAGGAAAUACAAGUGCGCCCGAUGUGGUCCGAUCAAGAGGCCAGUUCAGUGGUACAAGCUGAAGGCGAAGGUGGAAGAUGCCACCGGCACAAUGGACCUGAUUAUCUUCUGCGAGGUGGCGGAGGAGCUGGUCGGUGUCUCUGCAAAGGAGCUCGUCGAUAACAUCGAGGAAGACGACGAGUGGUACGCCCUGCCAGAGGAAAUUGAGGAUCUUAUUGGCUCGACACACACCUUCCAGGUUUUCGACAAGUACGUGAACGGGAGCUUCGCGGUGAGGUCGAUCAUGGACGAUGCUAGCGUCCCACCCCCUGCUGGAGCCGCUAGUGAUUGCAAGGAGAAGGCUGACCCUGAGGGGAGCCAGAAGCCUAGCAAGCGCCUGCGAGGGGACGACGACUCGAUCAACUAGGGAAUGGGGGAGCAUUCUGGGACUAAUAAUAGUGUAUCUAGGGUAAUGCCUAGGAUCAGGCAAUGUAUCUUUCUGUUCUCCUUAAUCUACCUGGGAACUCCUGCAUCUACCGCUGUGGCUCCAUCUAGUGAUGGUGAUGGGUUACAGUCUAACAGAUCAGAACCCGUUUAAUCCUUUUGAACAUUGUUUCCCUCUAUAUCAUGGUUGAUGGAAAAUGGGCUUUAGACCAUUUUGGUAA
Aegilops tauschii subsp. strangulata is the source of this 2460-nucleotide messenger RNA. Its product is annotated as replication protein A 70 kDa DNA-binding subunit E-like. The record is from RefSeq and is a predicted model, not a curated record. Lineage: Eukaryota; Viridiplantae; Streptophyta; Magnoliopsida; Poales; Poaceae.